AUGAGAAAAACCAAAGGUCGUCAAAAAACAAAAAUGGUUAAAAUAGAGAAAGAAAAAAAUCUUCAAGUUACGUUUUGUAAAAGAAAAAACGGUCUUUUCAAAAAAGCUAAUGAGCUUUGCACACUUUGUAAUGCUCGUGUUGCUAUUAUUCUGUUUUCACCUAGUGGAAAAAUUUGCUCGUUUGGUCAUACAAAGGUGGAAACUAUAAUAGAUCGGUUCGAAAAAACUGACCAUCCAGAUAACAACACACAACGCAAUAUGCAACUUGGUGAAAUCCAUCAAAAUUCUACAAUUCGAGGUCUGAACAAUCGUCUUACUGAGGUGAUGAACAACCUAGAAUCUGAGCAAAAAACAAGUGAAGAGUUGAAGAAACUAAGAAAAAAAUCCAAAUUACCUGAGAUUUGGUUGAAAGAAUCCAUUGGAGGACUUCACUUAGGUCAAGCCAAAGAAUUCAAAGGUAAACUUGAAAAUUUGAAGAAACAAGUGAUAUAUGAAGCUUUCAAAAUCUUUCUAGCAACACCAUUUCCUCAUCCUGGCUUUUAUGGGGGAAGCUCUAGUAAUGCUCCUUUUGGGGUUGAUGGUAACGUGAAUGCUUUCGACAACCAUAACAUGGCUCUCCCCAGUCAUCCUAAUCCAUUUGUCCCUGGAUUCAACCAUAACAUGGCUCUCCCCAGUCAUCCUAAUCCGAAUGAAUCGGGAAAUGAACAUCCUAAUGAUGGCAAUCCUCCUCAGCCUAGAUCCGACUAA
Brassica oleracea var. oleracea is the source of this 747-nucleotide messenger RNA. RefSeq names its product agamous-like MADS-box protein AGL62. Bases 1 to 747 code for a protein of 248 amino acids. Gene Ontology annotation, biological process: positive regulation of transcription by RNA polymerase II. Lineage: Eukaryota; Viridiplantae; Streptophyta; Magnoliopsida; Brassicales; Brassicaceae. Gene Ontology annotation, molecular function: protein dimerization activity; DNA-binding transcription factor activity, RNA polymerase II-specific; RNA polymerase II cis-regulatory region sequence-specific DNA binding. The transcript has 3 exons. The record is from RefSeq and is a predicted model, not a curated record.